AUGAGACGAAGGUCCAGGGAAAAGAGUCCCACGGUGUUCUACAUCCGGGAACUCGUCGUUGAGGAUUCGAAAAAAAAGGAGCUCAGGAAGAUCUGGGCCGAGGAAAAUAUGGAGUUCCUCGGAAACCGCGUGGGAAUGGACAAGAUUCGAGCAAAGACGUCCACGGGGAGGUACCUGGUGGACUUUGUUAAUAACUCCUGUAUCCAUGGGCUGAACCACCUGGCUGCACCCCAUAGACACGUGUUGGAAAGAUUCCUAGCGGUCCUCUUCAUCGUCGGAGCCCUGGGUUGUCUGAUAGCCCUGUCCAUCACAUUUUGGAAUCGUUAUCAACACCAGUCCACCGUGGUGGUCCUUGACCAUGAUUACAGGUCCUUUUCCAUCACAAAACCAGCACUAAUCGCGUGUCCUGUCGAAGCUGCAGAUCCUACGAGCUUCCCAGAGGUCUUCAAGAAAUACGGGAUCAAAGACACGCCGGAGGCCAGGAAUUUCUUUACGUUCAUCUCCAACGUCACUUACGACACCAUGACUUCGACUCCUGACUACGAAGAGGUACACCCUGACCAAUGGUUGCGAGUUCUUUACGACCUGAGACCAGUGUCCAUCCUCUACGAAGGAAAUGCAAUAAAAAUACCCACCUGGGUGGUAACGGAAAGAGGGAUUUGCUUGACCUUCCGCAACUUGGUCGGGGUUUACUAUUCCAUAGAGUACUGGCUCGCCAACAAUUGGACAGUCGCCCACGUGGAAGAUGAACUUCAUUAUUACUCCUACAUGGAUAGAACUGCCAAAGAUAUCAUGAGCAUAAAGAACCACGACAUCAGGGUGAGCCUGUUCCAUCCCAACGAGGUGUUAGAAUUCAAGGACGACCAUUACCAUGUGCCUCCGAUCACGCUACUCUCCCUUACGCUUAUAAUUACCGAGACCAGCAGUUCUGAGAGGGUGAGGAAGCUCUCAGUACCCCAGAGAGAGUGCAAGUACUUGCAGGACGGAGGACUAAAUAUGUGGCCGGUUUACUCGUACAAGAUGUGCAUCCUGGAGUGCCGUUACGAUAUCAUAAGGAAAUUAUGCGGCUGUUAUCCGCACUUUGCGCGACCCAUACCCGGAGUGCCGACCUGCAACGUCACUCAGAUGCGUUGCAUAGGGAUGAACCAGAAUCGCAUCGUCAACCUUAAACCGCAUACUUUGAGCAAGUGCGGCUGCAUAUCCAAUUGCGACACGACCUUCUACACCACUGCGGAGUUCAAUUAUCAUUACCUGAAAGCCGGCUCACCGAAGGACCGAAUCACGAUCGUAAGCAUCCAGUUUCCAACUGACAAGUACCACCGGGAGGAGUUCUUCGGGUUGAACAAUUUUCUGGCCUCUGUCGGCGGAGCUGCAGGCCUCUUCCUCGGGGCAAGUGUGCUCUCCUUCGUGGAGAUCUUCUACUACGCCACCCUGCGUCUCUUCUGGUACAGAGUGAACCUCCACCGGAAGAGGAAGCCGAAGAAGAGCGACUCAACAAUCCUACAUGACAACUGAGCGCGAUUUCUAUUU
Orussus abietinus is the source of this 1530-nucleotide messenger RNA. RefSeq names its product pickpocket protein 19-like. Gene Ontology annotation, biological process: sodium ion transmembrane transport. Gene Ontology annotation, molecular function: ligand-gated sodium channel activity. The record is from RefSeq and is a predicted model, not a curated record. The transcript is spliced from 8 exons. Bases 1 to 1515 code for a protein of 504 amino acids. Lineage: Eukaryota; Metazoa; Arthropoda; Insecta; Hymenoptera; Orussidae. Gene Ontology annotation, cellular component: membrane.